CAUCGAAACUCCAUCAGAUAUUUGUCUAACUUGGGCCCUCUCAACUGAAGCUCGAUAUCAUCCUAAAAAGUUAGGAGAAAUUACUACCAUAAUAUAAUUCCACCAUUAUGCUAUUGCAGUUGUACCAGGGUGUUCCUAAGCAAUGUUCGCCUUAUUGCCUGGCAAUGCAUAGUUCUAUAUAUGUAUAAUAUUGGAAUAGGAGUUUUAGGUUUGAUUUAUCGAAACUACGCAGGCAUACUAUAUAAUACGCCAAAUUGUAGCAUCUUCAGUCACGCUUCCCAAUGCCAUUUUUUGUGCCGAAAACUUCUCUGCGAUUUCUCAUAACGGGCGAAAAAUAAAUACAACCAUGGAAGAAGAUCGCAUGCUCACAAAUAUCGGCCUGGAUAUUCCGGAGACACUUGACCCUGAAGCAAAAAUCUCGCAAAAAGUGCCCAAACGAAGAUUUGUAGGCAAACGUGUGGCGGAAAAGACUGCAUUAACAAAUUCACUAAGCGGUGACAUAAGCGAAAGCACCGCAGUCCAAGGCGUGAUGUGACCAUGAAUCUUGGAUAGGCUAAUCUACUGACAAGCAAACAGCGAGACCUCUGACAAGACGUGCACGCGCACUCAAUACCAUCCCUCCUGAGAUUCUUAACGAUGAUGACCUCAACGCAGCCAUUGCUCUCCUCCCGUCAAACUAUGCCUUCGAGAUUCACAAGACAAUACACCGGAUACGAAGCUCCGGGUCCAAGAAGAUAGCGCUACAAUUCCCUGAAGGCCUGUUGAUGUUCGCGACCACGAUAUCGGAUAUCAUCACUCGAUUCUGCCCAGACACUUCAACACUGAUAAUGGGUGACGUCACAUAUGGUGCAUGCUGUAUUGAUGACUAUACUGCGAGAGCUCUUGGAUGUGAUCUCCUCGUUCACUACGCUCAUUCAUGUCUGAUUCCAGUGAGCGUGACACAGAUUAAAACGCUUUAUGUGUUUGUGGAUAUCUCGAUUGACGUCCAGCAUGUCCUUGAUACCGUACGACGAAACUUCCAGAUUUCCAAUACAAUUGCUUUAGUCGGCACUAUUCAAUUCAAUUCUUCCAUUCACCAAAUCGCGUCGGUGCUCCGUGAAGAGGGAUGGAAUAUUAUCGUCCCACAGAUAGCGCCACUCAGCAAAGGAGAAAUUCUUGGUUGCACCUCACCCCAGCUAUCCGUGGACUCUGCUGUACAGAACACUGCUCACAUGGUUUUAUAUCUGGGGGACGGUCGUUUUCAUCUUGAGUCAGUCAUGAUACAAAAUCCUUUACUUCCGGCUUAUCGCUACGACCCGUACUCGCGCCGCUUGACCCGUGAAUCAUAUGACCACGACGAGCUUUAUAUGCUUCGUCGAUCGGCUAUUACUGCUGCUCGCAAGGCCCGCAAAUGGGGCCUUAUACUGGGCACACUCGGCAGGCAAGGCAAUGCUAAUACGCUAUCAAUGAUUGAAUCCAUACUAGAACAACACAACAUCGAGAUAGUUCGUUUGGCUCUUUCAGAAAUAUUUCCGGGGAAGCUGGCGAUGAUGGCUGACGUCGAAUGCUGGGUACAAAUUGCAUGUCCACGGCUAAGCAUUGAUUGGGGCUAUGCUUUCCCACGUCCGCUGUUGAGUCCAUACGAAGCUCUUGUGGCAAUGGGCGUCAGGAAGGCUGGAUGGAUGGAAGAUGAAUCUGCAAAUAAGGUGUAUCCUAUGGAUUUUUACUCGGAGCGAGGACUAGGAAGAAUAAGGGCCGGUGAUCUAAAUUCAUUGAAAUCAUAGAGUCGAGAUGGUUUAAAAUUGCCUUCUUUGCAAGAUUUUCCCAAAGCCAUUCAACUACUUUGCCUUUUCAGCUGAGCGCAGAUUGUCC
Molecule: messenger RNA, 1851 nt
Organism: Verruconis gallopava
Lineage: Eukaryota; Fungi; Ascomycota; Dothideomycetes; Venturiales; Sympoventuriaceae
Exons: 2
Coding region: 765-1763 (332 amino acids)
Biological process (GO): protein histidyl modification to diphthamide
Molecular function (GO): 2-(3-amino-3-carboxypropyl)histidine synthase activity
Source: RefSeq, a predicted model, not a curated record